Messenger RNA from Sclerotinia trifoliorum, 2579 nucleotides. NCBI's taxonomy places the organism in Eukaryota, Fungi, Ascomycota, Leotiomycetes, Helotiales, Sclerotiniaceae. The record is from the annotation of a GenBank genome assembly.
CCAAAACAGGGACGCACCCCUGCGCAAUACACUUCAUGUACACUGGACCCUGAUAUUUUUGAUCCCUUAUAAUCAUCUUGAUAAUCAAUUGCAUAUCUCUCUUGACUGGAAUAAGUGACCGUUUCUCUACGCUUGGAGUAGAUACUGUGCUUAUAGAUCUUGGACUUUCCAAGCCCUUGCAUCUUUAGCAAUUCUACCAAUUCUUCAUUCCUGGAACAAAAAUUAACGGUUGACAAAAUGGCUCAGCAAGGCUCAUCACAAUCCCCUCCCUCUUCGUCGACAACGGAGAAUCCAAUAGUAGCGGUGGGUAGGAAAGUCAAGUCGGUUUUGGGCACACAUCAACGUCCAACCAUUAGAAUUCAUCGUGACGCUUCAUCGAAUGCAGAGUCACGAAAGGCGCCCUCAACAGGGGACUUUUCAGAGAAAUACAAUACUGGCUCAUCACCUCCUCGAAAUACACAGCAUAGCCGUGCAGAACUGCCUGAACAUUCUGCCACUGGGGCAGCAACUCAGCCUCUUCCAUCUCAAGGAAAUGCAUUUACCAAUCGCUUUCGGUCACUGUUUAGUCGUGGGGAAUACUCUACACAGCACGAGUCUUACGAGCAUGAAUAUGAUCCUGAUAUGGUGGAUUUGUUGGACGUUGUAGGCAUGUGCGAUUAGACUGGUUGCUUAGCAAGUAGACUAACCGAUUACAGACCCAGAAAUAUCUACGCUUUCUACCCUUACCAAUGUUCAAAACUCUCUCUUCGUACCUCAAAUGGGAGGUAUUGUCAAUCGUCAGCCUACAUAUAGACUUUCAAACAGCUCUGGAGAAGUACGCACUAUUGAUAGGAUCAAGGCAAAGUUGAAGAACCUAAGGAGUCCAGAAAGAAGAGUGGAUGAUGAUACAUGGAAGCCGCCGAAACUAGAAUACGCAGUUUUACCUGAUGGAGAAAGGCUUCUUGGUUGGACAUCAGCCGAGAUUAACGAGCUGGAUGAUGGUGUUAGACAUCAGCUUCAUUCCCGACGAGCGAAAUUUAAGCGUUCAUUGAAAGGUUUUAAGCAAUAUGUUCGCAGACGUAAGUCAACUCUUUGAUGUGGUAUCUAAGUUUUCUGACUAACGAUAAUUCCCCAGCUUUGGGACUGUUUAUCACAGUCUAUGCAACCUUGAUUACGCUAUUCGGUGCAGCCUGGGUACUCUUUCUCAUCGGUUGGAUUUCUCUAGGUUCACGGAAAGCCUACAUAGUCAACGUUGUCGACAACAUCCUAGUCGCUCUUUUCGCAAUCAUCGGUGAUGGCUUGGCCCCAUUCCGUGCAGUCGAUACAUAUCAUAUGGCCUACAUAGCACAUUACCACCGUAAAACUUGGAAACGCCGUGAAAAGCUAGGUCUUCCGGAGUUAUGGGAUCAUAAUGACCUCCCGGAACAACGCAAAGAAGAUAUCGCUCCACCUCCUCAAGUUGAUAUUGAGAGUCUGUGUGCCCGCCGAAUGCCCAAAAGUUUCGCACGUAGAAUCGCGCCACGCAUACCAAAGAAAUAUGCCGACAUGAUGAUAGCUCGCAACCAAACAGAAGUACCGCCAAAUUACGAGUAUACGGUUUUAUCUCCGGAAGAACAAAGCAUCCUGGAAUUCCACGAGCGAAAAUUCUCCAAGAGUCACACCUUCUACAAACCCCACGAAACAGAAACUCAUUAUGCAUUUCCCCUCAAACUGCUCUUCGCUGUUGUCAUCUUACUCGAUUUACAUUCUUGCCUUCAAAUCACGUUAGGAGCAUGUACAUGGGGAAUCCCUUACCAGCAUCGACCAUUCGCUCUCACGACCGUUAUUCUCUGCUUUAGUAUAACUUGCAACAUCAUGGGCGGAGUACUAAUAUCCAUUGGUGACAAACGUACACGCAAACACGAAGUGAUAGAAAGAAUGAUGAAACAAGAACUUACAUCCGAAGUCAUCGAAACUAUCAGUACGCGGAAACUCAAAGAAGCGGAAGAAAGAGGGGAGGUUGAUCCGGAAAUACGAAAGAGGAGAGAAGAAGAAAAAGAAAGGGAGGAAAAUGAGGAGAUUAAGAAAAGUUGGAAGAGUGUACCGAGUUUACCAAAGAAGUUGUUGGGCAAAGGAGAGGAUCAUAGACAGCCUAGUUUACCGGUAGAGGAGAGAAGUUCGAGUUCGAGUACACAUGUGGACUCACCGAAUAGAGCAGGCUCUACCUCUUCGAAAGACAGAAAGCCGAUUAAGAAAGGUAGUGCAGCGCUACAACCUGUACAAGAAAAUUCAACUGUAGCUCAGCCGACAUAUCCGCAGCCUGUGGCGAGGAAAGGAGAUGGGGUGUCAUCGCAGAAGAAAGGGACGGGGCAGAAGGUUUUGGCGGGUUUCCGAAAGGCGGAUUUGGAUCGGAGUUAGAUGGGUGGUAUUUUCGUUCUCAGCUAAAAGCGUUUUUAUGAAAGGGAAGACUAGAAUGAGUUACAUCUAGCGAAGGCAAAGGAAGUUGUACAAUAUUUUCAUACUCUAUUAUUAUUUCAGCGGGGCGUUUUAUGAGGGUCGGAUGAGUGGGAUGAGUGGAUACCCUGCGUAUGACAUUAGAUGGAAGGUUGCCGGAUGAUAAU